ACUUCACCAUCAAUUGGCUCCUGAGAGAUCAGCUCAAACCAUCAGUGCAGGAUGUUUACCCAGUUCCUUGUGUGUCUGCUGCUUGGAAUGUGUGGAUUGGGAGACGCCCAUCACCAACCAGACCUGAACCUGGGUCUUCAGGGCCGCCCGUGUCAGUCCAGUCUGGCUGACUUCCACGGACACGCCAUGAAUGCUGUGGACGGCAAUGAAAACCCCGACUGCACCAAAGGCUCCUGCUCCAUCACCGCCCAGCAACUGGAGCCCUGGUGGAGGCUGGACCUGCUCGACACCUACCACAUUUCCACCGUCUCUGUCAUGGCUCGCUCAGACUGCUGCUCAGAGUCUCUGAUCGGAGCCGAGAUUCUCAUCGGAGACUCGUUGGAGAACGACGGCAAAAACAACCCCAGGUGUGCUGUGAUUGACGCCAUCGAAGCAGGAACAACGCGAUCGUUUACCUGUAAUGGGAUGCUGGGACGCUAUGUGACAAUUGUCAUUCCCGGCCGUGAGGACACGCUGGCUCUCGCCGAGGUCACUGUCUUGGCUGGUCAUUUUCAGUUCUGAGGAGCCGUACCUGAGAGCUGACAGGUCUCGAGAGUAUGGACACACUCUCCUGUUGCCGCUGGAGAAUGGAAGAGAUUCUCAGUGAGACUCCAGGAUUGAAUCUCAUCAUGUGUGGAGCCUCUUAUACUUGUCCCACAGAACUCUCGUCUGUACAUCUGACCUCUCCACUGCUAUAAGCCACACUUCACACUGAGCCACUCUGAGUGUGACUCCUUGGUUGUUCUAUCACCUGCUUUGCUAUCGCCUUC
This is a messenger RNA of Callorhinchus milii (elephant shark), 809 nucleotides long. RefSeq names its product fucolectin-1-like. The record is from RefSeq and is marked provisional. Lineage: Eukaryota; Metazoa; Chordata; Chondrichthyes; Chimaeriformes; Callorhinchidae.